GUUUGCCAUGGCACCCGACCCCCUGGGCCAAGGAAGCUCUGACGCUAGCUAGGAAGCUCUGACGCUAGCGACCUUUUGGGGGGGAUGAGCUGCCCCUGUCCGAGGGUGGACCUCCCCACGGUCAUGCAUUGGGGGUUGCGCGACCCCAGAGCGCGUUUCUGGGCAUCUUUCAUUUCUGCAGGCACCUCCCAAUUUUCGACCUUGUACAUAAUUGUUUCCUUCGUCAACAGCGAGCUCUUCGUGAGCAGUUUGGUCCGCUCUUUAUCUCCCACACAGCACACGACGCGCCACCAAAUCCCUCGCACCGUUGUGCAAGCACCGGCCCAUCCGCUCGUUCCCGGUCCUUCCUCUGCGCCCGUGCUGCACCAUCGGUUACCGUCGCAAUGCCCACCAAAGGCCACCACCGCAAGCGGUCGUCCGUCGACCGGGUCAUUGAUCUGCUGGCAGAUCUCGAGGAGAGCCAGAUCGCCCUCCUUCUCGACGACUUGAACCACACCACCUCGAGCAAUGUUCCUGUAUCAGAAGCCAUUCAGCUCUUCGAGCAACAUGCGAGCAAAUCCAGGAGGAAGUCCUGCCGCUCCCCGUCUCCAAUGAGGACGCUGGAGGCCGAGCUCGAGCGACGUCACAGCAAGAGAGUCUCUUCAAGGAUCUCGGCCGUGCCCGAACAACGGGCUCGGUCCAAGACACCCGCUUUCCAGCCGCCGCCAGUCCCGCAGGAACGGGCGGCAUCGUCGUCGCCGCCGCCACCGCCGUUGUCGCCGCCCACGCCGCCGGCAGUGUCCCCCGUCAUUGACCGACCACCCUCCCCCCAUCACCCAUUGCCGACAAUCCCUCCGCCUGGGUCAGCCGAAAGCCCCAAGACCUCCUCGGGGCCACCACCAGCGCCCCGGCCUCGUUCGUACAAGAGGAUCAGCCGACCCAUGAUCCUCUCCCCGACCGCCACAGCCGAACUUCAUCAGCUCCUCCUUGCCUUCUUCAACGAGACACCAGUCUCGCCCGCUUCACCGUCCACCACCGCCACCCCAUCGCCCACAACACCGCUCUUUGGCUUCUCGCAUUCGCCGUUCGCCGAGAUCGAGUCCGAACCCAGCACUCCUGGCCUUGACCUACUCGAGCCUUCCCCGAUACGGACCCCUAGUUUCUCGGGCGGACGAAGUCUCAAGCCGAUGCCCAGCAUCGGCAGCAUAUUCGAGGCUUUCAAAUCGCAGUAGAUCCUUUCUUGUCAUUCAGUUUUUUUUUUGUAGCAUUAGCAAGCGUUGACGGUGUACGAUAGGGGGAGGUGGGGAGAUCGGAAAUGAUAUCCGAGCGGCCAAGCUCUUAAUUGUAUUAAUUAAGCAUUCGACGCCGCGGCUUUCUCUAGCAUUCUCGACGAAGUUUGUUUGCAUCACGUCAGGCUCGCGCCUCUUCUUAGAUAGCUAUUAGCUGUUCUCCUUUCAGAAGCUCAUUCUGAGUCUGUUAUUCAAAUGCAAGAUUCGUCGUGCCUCAUUUGUGGCCUCAGAAUCAAGAAAAGUGUCUCUCUUCUCGAAAAAUCAUGCUCAGAAUCAUGCUCAAUUUCGAUACCCUUGAGCUAAACAUGGUGGCAGAUAAU
This is a messenger RNA of Thermothelomyces thermophilus ATCC 42464, 1588 nucleotides long. RefSeq lists its product as uncharacterized. NCBI's taxonomy places the organism in Eukaryota, Fungi, Ascomycota, Sordariomycetes, Sordariales, Chaetomiaceae. The transcript has a single exon. Bases 384 to 1211 code for a protein of 275 amino acids. The record is from RefSeq and is a predicted model, not a curated record.